GUACGCCCUGAUCGUGACGCGACCGGACGACAUUAUCAAGGCCGACAGCGUCGGUCCAAGUUGAGUGCUGAUGAUGAAGGCGAAGUGGAUGCCGAGUGGAUUCGCAAACUUCCUGUUGAUAUGCGAACGACGCUUAUGCAAAUCAUGAAUAUCGACUUAAUGGUGGGAAGCGGUGAUGGAAACAGGGACGGUAUGGCGAUGUAUCCAUUGAACUUCACGUCGAUACGUCAGUUGCUUGAAGAUCCUUCGGUAUUGGACGGAAAACGCACCGAGAUGCGUUACGACUCCUUCCGAGAAGUUGAAGCUGGUGAACUGCCUGCUGUUGCUCAUAGGAAUUUGCUGUCUGCAAUCGACUGGGUUGAUCAUCUGUUCGAUAUCAUUGAUAUUCAGAAUCUUGACGAUAAGGUAGCGACGGUGAAGCACUGCUUUGCUCCGUUGAUGGUGUUCGGCUACAGCGUGGUGACGGCAAAGAACACCAAACAACCCGAUAUUGUGUGUGUUUGCAACUUUGGUCACGUCAAACGGGAUUGCUGUCUACGGUGGACUGAACCAUAUCACUUCGCAAAUCGCCUGGCUGAACGCUCCAUCGACGAGUUGAUAAGUCCGUUCCGUCGGAUGAACAUCAAGGAAGAGGAAGCCGCUUUGAUGAAGGCGAUCAUCAUUGCGAAUCCG
Messenger RNA from Ostertagia ostertagi, 672 nucleotides. NCBI's taxonomy places the organism in Eukaryota, Metazoa, Nematoda, Chromadorea, Rhabditida, Trichostrongylidae. The record is from the annotation of a GenBank genome assembly.